AUGGGUCAGCUCGACCGGAGUGAUACCACGGCCUCACAGAAUACCGGCGUGAGUGACGUUGGUGGUUGUGGGUAUCACCUAGCGACGAUGCUGGGCCUAUUGCCAGCGCAAGUAAUCAACGUGUACCUCGGCUCCACGCUGCGGUCCAUGCAUGACGUGCUGCACGAGUCCCAUCUCACUGGAUAUGUCGUGUUUGCAUUUCAGGUUGAAACACAAGUAGAAGCAGCACGUGAUGGUAAAGCAAUACGCGCCGCCCAUGGACACGCGUUACACGGCGUUGCUGACCUUUUGGGGUUAUGUUUUAAGAUGGACGAAAGGUCGUCAAACGAGCAAACUGAUUACCUGACGGUAAGCAAUCAGCGUCGCCCACGGACACCCGCAACGACGGAGGAGUUAAGAAUCCUGAUCGGCAUAACACUGAUGGUGUGGGUUGUGCAGAAGGCGCGCAAAGAGCUGACAAUAGCCAUCAUGGCGGCGGAACUAGGCCGGGAGACGAUAUCCACCUCCAGCAGCUCCUCAAUCAGCUAG
Messenger RNA from Spodoptera exigua (beet armyworm), 528 nucleotides. The record is from the annotation of a GenBank genome assembly. Lineage: Eukaryota; Metazoa; Arthropoda; Insecta; Lepidoptera; Noctuidae.